CAUCAGCAUCCUCUCCUGCCUUUCCCAAGCCUCUAAUAAAAACAAGAGAAAAAGCAUUCCCUCAAUGAAAAAUCCCACCUUUAUCUUCAUAUGCCACGACCCAACUCAAUCAUCCUAUAAAUAAGUACCAGAGGAACAAACCCAAUACUCACUUUCAUCUCUCCUUUCUUCUGUUCUGUUUUUUGUCUGGAAACCUUGUGCUCUGUGUCUCUUGAUCUGUCUUGAAUUGUGGGUAGAAGAGGAAGAAGACAUGGCCACCACUCUUGAGGAUCUGAGGGGUGACUCUCCUGCCAUAUUUGGGGACUUCAAUAAAAUCAAAGAGGAGGUGAUCAGAGCUGCGGGUGGGAAUCCAAACGAGGUAGAACGGCUUCUAACCAAGAGGAUCUUGAUGGACUUUCUUCAAUUUCACAUGAAAAAGAGAAAGCAGUACCUGGAGAAGCCUUUAGAGAAGAAGAAGAAGAGGAAGCCAUUGGAGUUGGCAGCCAACAACUCUGGAAGAAAGUUCAGGAAACCCAAGAGGCAGAGAAAGAACCCGACAGAGAUCAAGCUGGCGGUUCCCGACCGACCACCCUACAUGCCAACCGAGUUCAUGGACAAAAUCAUGGGGCAGGCUUCGAACAUCAAGCUUGUGAUUCAAAAAGUAUUGACCGACACUGAUAUGAAACGUUCUCAGGACCGGCUUUCGAUUCCAACGGGCCAAAUGAGGUAUGACUUUCUAAGCAGUGAGGAAAAAGUGAGUCUUGAGAAGAAAGAAGCAAAUGGGAUACAUUUCAAAGGCAUGGAAGUGCCAUUGAUAGAGCCAGGCCUUCAGGUAUCGAGCAUCUUCUUGAAGAAGUGGAAAUUAGGUAGCGGCAGCUGCAUCAUGUUGAGCAAGCCUUGGAUGGAUGUUGCAAAGAGAAACGAGCUCAAGCCAGGCAAUAAUGUACAACUUUGGUCCUUCAGAGUCAACCAAAAGCUUCACUUGGCCCUCAUUAAACUACCUAAUUAGUUCUGUGUUUCUUGUUUCUCAUCAGUUCUAUUAUUCAUUUGGGCUUGUUGUAAAUGUAUAAUCACAGAAACUUAACUUGUUUUCUGUAUAAUUAAUUGUUUUGUUUUGUUUAAUA
Messenger RNA from Corylus avellana, 1103 nucleotides. RefSeq names its product B3 domain-containing protein At3g25182. Lineage: Eukaryota; Viridiplantae; Streptophyta; Magnoliopsida; Fagales; Betulaceae. The record is from RefSeq and is a predicted model, not a curated record. Gene Ontology annotation, molecular function: DNA binding.